AUGUUUUUAAUGAACAUGUUCGGUUCAAACAACAUGAACAAAACCAAGAAAAAAGGCAAGAAAAAAGUAGUAGUUUAAAACCAAGUAAAAAAUAACAUAAACCCUUUAAAAGAUGUUAAAAUAGUCGGUUAUUCCAAAAUCGGUUACGGUCCUAAAAAAACUGAAUGCCAAGAUUCAUAUUGUAUAACCGACAAACUAGCCGAAGACUGUUAUUUUUUCGCAGUUUAUGACGGUCAUGGAUCAUCAGGUAAAGAAGCCAGUUAAGCCGCGAACGAUUACAUAUAAACAUAUUUAGAAAAAAACCAAAAAAAAUUUAAAUAAUUAACCACAGAUAAAAGCCGAGAAAAUUUUUUAAGAGCCGCCUUUAAAAGUGCUGAAAGUAAACUUAAAUCCUCUGGUAUAGAUUAUUCGAAUUCCGGAACAUGUUGCAUUUCAGUUUUUGUUUAAAAAAAUAUGUGCUAUAUAGCUAAUCUAGGAGAUUCUAGAGCAGUUCUUUAUAGAACAACAAAUAAAGAAAAAUUAGCGAUAGAGCUUUCCUAUGAUCAUAAACCAACACGUCCAGAAGAAAAAGAAAGAAUUAUUAGAGCAGGCGGUAAAAUUGAAAAAUUAAUGCAUGAUGGAGUCCCUGUAGGUCCUUAUAGAGUAUGGGCAGAUGAUGAAGGUCCAGGUAUUGCUAUGACGCGUACAUUGGGAGAUUUAUAAGCUAAGAAAAUAGGACUUAUAAGUGAGCCAGAAAUACAACAUAUAGAAUUGACAAAAUAAGAUAAAUUUAUUGUUAUUGGCAGUGAUGGUGUAUGGGAUGUUAUGUAAUCUGCUGAAGUUGUAGGAUUUGUGGCUUAACAUAUAUAAACUGAAAGUCAAGAAUCAGUACCUGAAGCAAUUGUAUAGGAAUGUAGAAAUAGAUGGGAUGAAAUGAAUAAAAAUAAAAAAAAUUCUUCAAAAAUUGGAGAUUUGCCUUAUUUAAAAUUCGGUUGUGAUGAUAUUACAGCAGUUGUUGCUUUCUUUACUUUUAUAGAAGAUGAUAUUAAAUGA
Molecule: messenger RNA, 1032 nt
Organism: Ichthyophthirius multifiliis
Lineage: Eukaryota; Ciliophora; Oligohymenophorea; Hymenostomatida
Product: protein phosphatase 2c, putative
Exons: 3
Biological process (GO): protein dephosphorylation
Molecular function (GO): protein serine/threonine phosphatase activity; cation binding
Source: RefSeq, a predicted model, not a curated record